UGAAAGUCAUUGUCACUCAGAUUAGAAGCACAAAAAACACAAAACCAUAAAAAUUACAGCUUGUUUUUGUUUCCCUUUGCAGAAAACGUGAACUAUGCAAAUUUCUAGUUCCUAGCUCCUAGCUAGCUUUCCCUCACAAUUUUCCAUUUUUCCAAUCAGAACUAACUUGUCCAAUUUCAAAUUUCGAAUUUCACUCUCCACCACCCAGAUCCUCUCGUUCUACGCUCGUAGACUUGUUUCAGCAAGGCAUGUAUAAGAACCGGUUGCAAGAAUUGGCUCAAAGAAGCUGUUUUAAUUUGCCAGCCUAUUCAUGCAUCCGAGAAGGGCCUGAUCAUGCUCCUCGUUUCAAGGCAACCGUCAGCUUCAAUGGAGAGACAUUUGAAAGCCCUACAUUCUGCUCUACCUUAAGACAGGCAGAGCAUGCAGCGGCCGAGGUGGCUCUUAACACUUUUGCAAAAAGGGGCCCCUCUAGAGCUUUGGCUGCUAGGGUUCUGGAUGAAACUGGAGUAUACAAGAAUUUGUUGCAGGAAACUGCUCAUAGAGCAGGACUAAAUCUUCCUGUGUAUACUACCAUUCGAUCUGGACCAGGCCACGUUCCUUCCUUCUCAUGCACAGUUGAGAUUGCAGGAAUGUAUUUUGUUGGAGAUCCAGCUAGGACCAAGAAACAGGCUCAGAAAAAUGCUGCUAUGGCUGCUUGGUAUGCAUUGAGAAAAUUAUCAGAGCAUCAUUUAUCUUCUUCAGCUUCAUCCUCAUGUUCUUCGGGGUAUAAAGGCAAUGAAGAACAGGAACAAGUUGUAAUCGCUCGGGUUCUAGCAAGCUUACAUCCAUCCGAGGCAAGACCCCUUUUAGAAAGUGUCAAUCAACAUAGAUGGCAAAAGUCAACGACAACAACAUCCUUCAUGUCAACACAGCCGAUUCCGGCCAUAUAUCCUCUGCAAUGGCAGCAUUGUGGAAUAUCUGGUUUCUCCCCUGAAGUGGCGCUGUAUCAUUUUUGGCAGCAAGAACAAAUUAUGCAGCAGCAAAAUCGCCUGUUGGCACUAACCAUUCAGCAAGCUAUUCCAUCUGCUCCACCGAUUUAUCCUAUGAUGCACUCUGUGCUUCAGCCAGAGCACUGUGUUUAUUUUCCGGCUAGAGAACUAGCAUCAGUUCAUGUUGGACCGAAGUUCCCUAUUGCUACAUCAAGGCCUUCAUUUUACUUAUCAAAUCAAAUUGUUCCCGAAUUAAGCAGAUGCAGGUCAACAGUAACCAUUAGAGAGAUACAAGAGGAAAAAGCAGAGGAUCCCCCAGCUUGCAACACUAGUACCGAGGCCAGAGUUCUAACACUACCUUCAGAUGAUGAAAGACUGAAGCACGGUGGCUCUGAAAGUGGAAGCAGAAAUGCUGAGCUUGGAGGUGAACAAAAUGGGAAUUCAGAAUGGACUUCUCAUAGGAGCAUGGGCACUGUUCAUAGACCAGUUAAUAUUAACAAUUCCUAUCUCAGGGCACAUUCUGAAGCAAGUUCCAACAGAAGUUUCAGACCCCAAGGAACUGCUUCUUCCAUGGUGAGAACAGUCGGUCCUACUUCAUCGGCGGGGUUCAGACCACAACACAGGGAGGUACCUCUGGCUUCAAGGAUGAGAACUGGUGUCCCAGCAGGAAUGCUAAGAGGGACUACUCCUCGGUUCAUGGCGCCACCUGUGAGGAUCAGAUCAGUAGUUCCAGUAUGCUCAGCUCCUCCUCCAAGGAGAUCCGUAUCAGAGGAUUCCAGAGUCGAAGAAACAGAUGAUCUGAAACUCCAAGACCAAGAAGUCUCAAGAACAAACUCUGAUCUUGGCAAUCUUAGAAUAUGAGUAAUAUACUAAUAUAUACAUACUAAGGAUAGAUAUUUAGUUGAAGAAAAUGCAAGGUUUGUGCCAGAUAAUAUGGUGCUUUUUGGAGUAAAGAAAAAGGUUGGCAUCUCUUUGAUGAUAUUAAUUAUGCCAAGUUAGAAAUACAUGUGUGAUCUGUUGUCAUAAAAAUUAUUGAAUCUAAAGGGUGGAGUAGAAGAAAUACUUGCGUAUUCUUCAUCGAAGUAGGAAAAUCCGCCGGUUAAUUAUAAAUUGGGGCUUUGUUACUUAAAUAAAAUAAAGGAGAUUCAAUGUUACAUGAAUCUCCUAAAUUAAUUUUUUGUUA
Arachis stenosperma is the source of this 2151-nucleotide messenger RNA. RefSeq names its product double-stranded RNA-binding protein 2-like. NCBI's taxonomy places the organism in Eukaryota, Viridiplantae, Streptophyta, Magnoliopsida, Fabales, Fabaceae. The record is from RefSeq and is a predicted model, not a curated record. The coding region runs from base 249 to 1829 and encodes 526 amino acids. The transcript is spliced from 4 exons. Gene Ontology annotation, molecular function: double-stranded RNA binding.